GAAUACUCCGUAUAAAUGUAGAUUUAAUUAAUACUGCAAUCGUAAAUUCGUGAUUCGUAAGCCAGCACACGAUUGAAGGCAUUUAAAUUAUUUGAACAUAUCCGUAAUGCGUACUUACUGUAGCUCGUGAAUCGUGCGUGAUAUGAGUAUUUGUUCUUCUUAUGUUGUAUGAAGUUGAACUUCUGCGUAAUAAGAGCGAAGCCCGCAGCUGUUGAUGUUUUGCAUUUUUGAACGCGCGAAACUUAUUGAUUUUUUAGUUUACUUACGAAGCUGAUUCUUUUCUUGUUUGAUCACUUUUGAAUUUUGAUUACCUAAAGGGGUGUCGUCGUAGUUCGAAGCUCUGCACAGAUCCUUAUUUUUUACGUAUGGUGCAGUCUUACUGCGGAUGUGCAAAAUGAUUACGACCCUGCACAGCACCGCUAAUGACGCCUUGUGUAUUGCAGUGGUUGUUUUGUUGUAGUACUGUUAGACACAAGACGCAUUUGAUUCACCACAAACUCAUCUGUUAAAUAAACAUGAUGACGGCAUCGACUACUAUCAACAACGGCGACUCUUUAAAUCUUUCUCGAGAUGUUCAACGGGCUAUCGAACUGCUGGAACGACUGAAACGAAACGGAAAUCUUCCGGUGCAAAAACUAACAGCUCUUCAGCGUGUUCUUCAGAGUGAAUUCUGCACAUCCGUGCGUGAAGUGUAUGAAUAUGUUUAUCAGACUGUGCAGGACACUGGCAGUCCGGAAGUUCGUGCAAAUGCGACAGCCAAAGCUACUGUGGCUGCUUUCGCUGCCAGCGAAGGCCACUCGCAUCCGAGAGUAGUGGAGCUGCCGAAAACCGACGAAGGACUAGGAUUUAACAUUAUGGGCGGAAAGGAGCAGAAUUCUCCCAUAUAUAUUUCACGUAUUAUUCCGGACGGCUUAGCCGAUCGACAUGGCGGUUUAAAACGCGGCGAUCAGCUGUUAUCAGUGAACGGCAUUAAUGUGGAGGGAGAAAACCACGAAAAGGCCGUAGAGUUAUUGAAAUCGGCCACCGGAAGUGUUAAACUUGUUGUGCGAUACAGUCCGAAACUUCUCGAAGAAAUAGAACUGCGUUUUGAUCAGCAGCGCAGCGCCCGCCGGCGUCAGCCGACAACACCCAGCGGUUAAAAACCUACCUAACCAAGCAUUUAAAAAUAAACUUGACCAUGAUAGUCACUGGUCAAAGUAUUUGCUGUACUUAUUAAAUAUUGGUGGGCUGUUUUUGCUCGUUUAUUGUUUGUUUCGUGAAAAUUGGUUUUUCUUUAAUUCUUUAUUUGUACUUCUAUACAAAAUUCUAUUUGCUUGUUGAUUUAGUAGAACUGUUGGUGGAUCUGCACUUUUACCACUGUAGCCGUGUACAAAAUUGAACUACAAACAUUUCUGUGCAAAAGGAAUUCAACAAUAAAACUAGAGCAACCAUUGCAA
Paramacrobiotus metropolitanus is the source of this 1436-nucleotide messenger RNA. RefSeq names its product protein lin-7 homolog C-like. Gene Ontology annotation, molecular function: protein binding. Gene Ontology annotation, biological process: maintenance of epithelial cell apical/basal polarity; protein localization to basolateral plasma membrane; neurotransmitter secretion. NCBI's taxonomy places the organism in Eukaryota, Metazoa, Tardigrada, Eutardigrada, Parachela, Macrobiotidae. The coding region runs from base 516 to 1139 and encodes 207 amino acids. The transcript has 5 exons. Gene Ontology annotation, cellular component: basolateral plasma membrane; synapse; cell-cell junction. The record is from RefSeq and is a predicted model, not a curated record.